CGCCGCCCCGCCGCAGGCGGAAAAGUUUCUGUGCAGGCGAUCGAGCUCUCGGACGCCGCUCGGGCUACCCGCGCCGCGCCUGGCCGUCCUUCGCUGCUGGCUCUCCCGCUGCGCGCGGGCAUGCGAGGCCUUCGGUGCCGACCCUGAGCGGGCGAGGAGCACGCGGCCGCGAUCGGCGUGUCCAGCCCGGUCCCGGGAGUUCGGUGCUCGUCGGGGGAGGGGAGGAGGGAGAGAGUUGGCACGAGGCUGCGGAGCUCCGGGCCGAUCGGAGGCGGCGGGGAGCGCGGCGAUGGGUGCUCCCAGGCUCCGAGCGGCCGCCGCGGCGGCGCUGGGGCUGCUGCUGUGCGCGGGGCUGGGGCGCACGGGCCCGGCGGAGCGCGGAGGCCACGGGGCGCCGGGGCAGCCCUCGGAGGAUGCUGCACGGCGCCCAUGCCCAGCCGCCUGCCACUGCCUCGGGGACCUGCUAGACUGCAGCCGCCGCCGGCUCGUUCACCUUCCUGAUCCUCUCCCGGCCUGGGUCGCCCGGCUGGACCUCAGUCACAACAGGUUAUCUUCUAUCCAGACAAGUUCCCUGAGCCACCUCCAAAACCUUCGAGAAGUGAAGCUGAAUAACAAUGAACUGGAGACCAUUCCAAACCUGGGACCAGUCUCAGCAAAUAUUAGACAGCUCUCCUUGGCCGGGAACAGCAUUGAUGAAAUCGUCCCUGAGCAGCUGGAAGCCUUUCAGUCCCUUGAGGCCUUGGACCUGAGCAACAACAAUAUUUCAGAACUUAGAACUGCGCUUCCACCCUUACAACUGAAGUAUCUGUAUAUCAAUAGCAACCGAGUUAUGUCCAUGGAACCGGGGUAUUUUGACAACUUGGCAAGCACCCUCCUGGUGCUGAAGCUGAACAGGAAUCGAAUCUCAGCUGUGCCCCCCAAGAUGUUUAAACUGCCCCAGCUGCAGCACCUAGAACUGAACCGAAACAAGAUUAAGAACGUGGACGGACUCACAUUCCAAGGGCUUGGGGCACUGAAGUCUCUGAAAAUGCAAAGAAAUGGAGUAACAAAGCUUAUGGAUGGAGCUUUCUGGGGUCUGAGCAACAUGGAAAUCCUGCAGCUAGACCAUAACAACCUCACUGAGAUCACCAAAGGCUGGCUCUACGGCCUGCUGAUGCUGCGGGAGCUUCAUCUGAGCCAGAAUGCCAUCAACAGGAUCAGCGAGGAUGCCUGGGAGUUCUGCCAGAAACUCAGCGAGCUGGACCUAACUUUCAACCACUUAUCGAGGCUCGACGAUUCCAGUUUCCUUGGCCUAAGUCUGCUAAAUACCCUCCACAUUGGGCACAACCAAGUCAGCUACAUUGCGGAUUGUGCCUUCCGGGGCCUUUCCAGUUUAAAGACUUUGGAUCUGAAAAACAAUGAAAUUUCAUGGACGAUUGAAGACAUGAAUGGAGCCUUCUCUGGGCUGGACAAAUUGAGGCGACUAAUACUCCAGGGAAACCGCAUUCGAUCUAUUACCAAAAAGGCCUUCACUGGUUUGGACGCCCUGGAACACCUCGACCUGAGCGACAACGCCAUCAUGUCUCUGCAGAGCAAUGCGUUCUCCCAAAUGAAGAAACUUCAGCAACUGCACUUGAACACCUCCAGCCUCUUGUGUGACUGCCAGCUGAAGUGGCUCCCGCAGUGGGUGGUGGAGAACAGCUUCCAGAGCUUCGUUAACGCCAGUUGUGCCCACCCUCAGCUGCUGAAGGGGAGGAGUAUUUUUACUGUCAGCCCAGAUGGCUUUGUGUGCGACGAUUUCCCCAAGCCCCAGAUCACGGUUCAACCAGAAACGCAGUCCGCCAUAAAAGGCUCCAACGUGAGUUUCACCUGCUCCGCUGCCAGCAGCAGUGACUCCCCGAUGACGUUUGCGUGGAAAAAAGACAAUGAGCUGCUGCAGGAUGCUGAAAUGGAGAACUACGCACACCUCCGGGCCCAGGGAGGCGAGGUGAUGGAGUACACCACUAUCCUGAGGCUGCACGGUGUAGAAUUCACCAGCGAAGGGAGAUACCAGUGUGUCAUCUCCAACCACUUCGGGUCGUCGUACUCUGUCAAAGCCAAGCUCACCGUAAACAUGUUACCUUCCUUCACCAAGACCCCCAUGGACCUCACCAUCCGUGCGGGGGCCAUGGCCCGCCUGGAGUGUGCCGCCGGGGGACACCCGGCCCCGCAGAUAGCCUGGCAGAAGGAUGGAGGCACGGAUUUCCCAGCUGCCCGGGAGAGGCGCAUGCAUGUGAUGCCGGAGGACGACGUCUUCUUCAUAGUGGACGUGAAGAUUGAGGACAUCGGGGUGUACUGCUGCACGGCUCAGAACAGUGCGGGGAGCGUUUCUGCAAACGCGACCCUGACCGUGCUAGAGACACCAUCAUUUCUGCGGCCUCUGUUAGACAGAACUGUCACCAAGGGAGAAACAGCGGUCCUGCAGUGUAUCGCCGGUGGGAGCCCACCCCCGAGGCUGAACUGGACAAAAGAUGACAGCCCAUUGGUGGUGACCGAGAGGCACUUUUUUGCAGCGGGCAACCAGCUGCUGAUUAUCGUGGACUCAGACGUCAGCGAUGCGGGAAAGUACACGUGUGAAAUGUCCAAUACCCUGGGCACCGAGAGAGGCCACAUGCGCCUCAGCGUGAUUCCUACUCCGACCUGCGACUCCCCUCACAUGACCGCCCCAUCCUUAGACGAUGACGGAUGGGCCACCGUGGGCGUCGUGAUCAUAGCCGUGGUUUGCUGUGUGGUAGGCACAUCCCUCGUGUGGGUGGUCAUCAUCUACCACACAAGGCGCAGGAAUGAGGACUGCAGUAUUACCAACACAGAUGAGACCAAUUUGCCGGCCGAUAUCCCCAGUUAUCUGUCAUCUCAGGGAACAUUAGCUGACAGACAGGAUGGGUACAUCUCCUCAGAGAGCGGAAGUCACCACCAAUUCGUGACGUCUUCAGGAGGUGGAUUUUUCCUACCGCAACAUGACGGUGCUGGGACAUGCCAUAUUGACAACAGCAGUGAGGCCGAUGUGGAAGCUGCCCCCGAUCCGUUCCUCUGCCCCUUUGUGGGCUCCACAGGCCCUGUGUACUUGAAGGGGAGUGUCUAUGGCCCAGAUCCAUUUGAAGUUUAUCUUCCAGGUUGCAGUUCUGACCCCAGGAUAGCCUUGAUGGACCACUGUGAGCCCAGCUACAUGAAGAAGGACUGCUUCCCGUGCGCUCAUCCCUCAGAGGAGCCCUGUGAUCGGAGCCUCAAUAGCAUCCCGUGGCCACACUCAAGAAAGCUCAUGAACUCCAUGUACUCUCAGAAUGAGGGACCUACCAUUCAGACCCUGUGUUUAAACAAGUCCUCCUUGGAUUUUAGUGCAAGUCAGGAACCGGGAUCAGUUACUUCAAGUAACUCUUUCAUGGGUACCUUUGGAAAACCUCUGAGGAGACCUCACCUGGAUGCAUUUUCGAGCUUUGUGAAGCCACCGGACGGUCAGCCGAGGCCCUUUCAUGUGAAAGCAAUUUCCUCUCCCGAGCUGGACUCUGAGUCAGAGGAGGACGAGAAAGACAGGACAGAUUUUCGGGAGGAGACUCACAGGUGUACUUAUCCACAGAUAUCAGACACUUACAGGACUCCAGACUGCCAGCCUUGUGACUCGGGCACCUAGACUGGACGGGAACAAGGGGAGUCGACACACUACCUCAUCUGGGCUUCUAUUUAAGAGACACAGAAUCGAAUCCUAUGUUUUUAAAAUGGACUUACAAAGUUUAAAAAAAGGAAAAAAAAAAAGCUUUAUUUAUACAGAUGAACCAAAAUUACAAAAAGUUAUAAAAAUUUUAUACUGGGAAUAACUUUCAUAUAAAAAUGCGUUUUUAAAAAGUAUUUUAUAACUUCGUUUUAUAUGAAAAAUAUCUUAUGUAAAUUAAUGGCGUAAGUCCAUGACUAUUUUAUGUAUUUUUAUAAAGCCAGAUUUCUUUUUAUUGAGAAUGAGUACUGAAGCCUUUUAAAUAAUCCUGCCUUACCCCCACCCCCCCUUUUUUUUUUGGAUAGAGGCCACUUCAUUCUAUUUUGCACAUUACAUUUAAUAAAAUGUAUCAUUUGGUGCCAAGCCCCAUUUAUACAAUAAUAGAUUUUACCGUUUUCAAUGCGUUUUGGACCUAUUUCAUUUGUAUUAUCACAUGUCAAAUGAAUUAAAAGUUAACGUAUUAAAGUACAGCCAGAGGACCCAUUCAGCCCACCCCACCCCGUGAUGGUUACGAGAUGGACGUCACGCGAUUUGCAGCCACGCACGCUCCAGGAGAAGGAGUUGCAGCCAUCAGGAGCAUAUUCCUAACGUCACAAACAGAAGAGGAUGCAGCCGUCCGGUCACAACUGUCGCUCAAAUGACUCCACAAUCCAUGUUUCCUGAAUAAUUCUAAUGCCUUGUGGCCCAGUACCUAAUGUCUAUCGCAGGAGUUCCCACCCACCAUGGCUUGUGUUAUAGCCAGAAGGCUCUUUAUCUCCUGUCUCUGCUGUGGAAAGGGCCACAGGGAAGGUGAGCUUUCACCCACAGUUAUUGUGGGAUGUCAUCCCACUCUUUCCUGCCCUUACUAGUCUCUAAGGGAUUGUGGUUGGUGUAUACACAGUGCCGUGGUCAGGCUGUGCACAGUGCUUCUAAAGUAUUUUGAAGCAUUUUUAUUUUUUUUAAUGAACAUAUUUUACUGAUUUUGUCAUUGCCAACUCUACUUCGUUGAAAUUUAAGAUAUUGAACCUGUCACCUCAACACUUAUAGUCUUUUAAGGUGUUUGUCUCAAGCAGUAUGAAGGGAGAACGCUACAUCCCAAGCUCAAUCACGAAGGAAGGAAGGAAGGAAGGAAGGAAGGAAGGAAGGAAGGAAGGAAGGAAGGAAGGAAGGAAGGGGAGAUUUUCAACACUACCCUCACUGCGAGCAACAGAACAGAUAAAACUUACUACACUUGACGUCUCUGGGGAUAAAACUGGACAUUUAUUCUUAGGAGACUCUAGUUAGUGCGUGCCAUUUAAAGAAAACACUCCGGCCCAAGAUAAGAUGCCAUGAUGGGAGUUAGUGUAGCAGUACCGAAUUUAAAAUAAUCAAAACUUGAAGAUGUGUGGGUUUCAGCCAUUUGCAUUUUUUUUUAAAGUAAACUAAAAAUAGUACUUGGGAAAGCAGGAUCUUCUGCGAGGACACAGUGGAGGUAAGGUCUUCCUGCUGGGUGUCCUUCUCUAUUGAGAGUCAGGAGCCCAAACCUAGAUCACAGAAAGCUUCCCCUUUCAUUUAGACCUGGGAAUCAAAGACAGGAAGUGCAUCCCUCCCUGGACAACCAGCAACCAGUGGAAGAAUUGAUUUCCUGUGCUUUGUCUUCAUCAAACUCAGAUAAAUUUUGAACCCUUACUGUGAAUUUGUCCACAUAGUUAACCCGACAUGCUCCGAACAUGGGCUUCUUAAUUAUGAACUUCUUUUGAAGGAGUUUUUUUUUUUUUUUCAAAAUUUGGUAGAAAAGUUUAAGUCAAGACCUUAAGCUGAAAUGCUGGAUUAUUGGAUAAAACAGACGACUAGCAGAAUAGAACCCUUGUUGAUUUCACAGAGGGCCCAGGUUCAGUUCCCAGCACCCUCAUGGCGGUUCACGACUAUCUAUAACUCUAGUUCCAGGGGUGUCUGAUGCCCUCUGCUGGUGUUACAAACACCAGACAUACACGGUGCACAGACGUGCUUGUAGGCAAAUUCACACAUGAAAUAAAAAGAAGUCUUUCUUAACACAAGAUGAAACUGGGUUCCUCAACGUAAUUUUACUAUGCUGGUUGGCCAAACUUGUGGAUCAGAUAUGAAUCUUACCUGUCUAGAAAAAGGAGAACCCAGUUCCUCUGACAUCAGCAAGAAGAGUGUACACUGUGUUGAUACCUCCCAUCGGAUGAACAAAUAUGUAGAUAUUAAGUUCUAAAGUAAUAUAAAGGUAAGGGUGAAUAUUAAAUCCCUUGGUCUGCCCAUUUUAUUUUUGUGAUGCUGGGGUUGAACCUAGGGCCUCCAUCAAGUGCCUUAUCACUGAACUGAACCGCCAUCCUAAGGUUUGGUUAACUUCUAAGUAGAAUUCUUAAACUUUCAGCAUAGCUUUUUUCUUGUUUUCUGGUAGAAGAUCACACCUCAUACAAACAUAUCUUCAUAGAUGUUCACAGAACUUCGGUUUCUUUGUCCAUCCCACUCUUGAUGCUAAAGAGAUUUAUUAUGUGUGAUCUUGACCUGUGUAAGAUCUUGGGAUAGCUCUCAACAGCAUCCACAAUUAGAUGUAUGGUUUUCAUUGUCUUCCUACAGAAGAAAGGCACAAAUGAUUUCUCAGAGCAGGGCUGGUCAGUACCUUUCGAAUAUUGGUACAAAAUGGAAAGCGGCUUGGUCUCCACACCCGCUCGGUAAUGGGAGAGAAAUGACUGGAAGCCAGUAUCACAGAUGUGCUGUGAUGUGAUGUCUUGGAAUCUGAGAACUGAAUGUCACGGCAGCAUAUGCCCUCUGUCUCCCCUGAUCUCAGGAUCCGAAAUGAUGAGACUUGUGCAAUAGGAUAAUUUGGAACUUGUAAUUUUUAACACACUGAAGAACACAGUGCCCGGUUCCUCCCAAACAAAAUCAGUCUUCAAAGAGAGGACCACUCCUUCAUGAAUGACUCCAAAAAUAUCUAGUUACCAGAACUUCUCUUUCUUAACAAGGCAUUCAUUAAAUCUGCGUCACACAAGGAUAUGGCAACGUGCUCCGGGAGAUUUCAAAUGUGACCUAAAAACCAUCGGUACAAUCUUUUAAUAGAUUCACUAGAGGGUGUGUACACAUGCAUUUACAGAAUCAUCCCAAUAUCUGGAGUCACUUGUCUUUCUUUUAUUCUUUAAGAAAUUUGAUAGUGGACAGAGUAUCUUUGGCAAAAAGUUUCAUUUUCUGAUAAUUGAUUUUGAUAUUUUGAUGUUUUUUUAAUAUAAUUGAUCAAAUCCAUCCUUACUGUAAAAAUUUCAGGUUCACUUUUUUUCCUACUCACUUCACUUAAUACCAGGGAUCUGAUGCUUGAUCUUAAAUUCCAUAUCAUCUAUCCACGAAUGAAGAAAAAGUUUAACUGAUACUCAUGCAGCUUUUUAUUGUGUUUACUUUAUUAAAGAUUCUUAA
Molecule: messenger RNA, 7114 nt
Organism: Peromyscus maniculatus bairdii (prairie deer mouse)
Lineage: Eukaryota; Metazoa; Chordata; Mammalia; Rodentia; Cricetidae
Gene: Lrig3
Product: leucine rich repeats and immunoglobulin like domains 3
Molecular function (GO): protein binding
Source: RefSeq, a predicted model, not a curated record